This is a messenger RNA of Fusarium sp. VM40, 438 nucleotides long. The record is from the annotation of a GenBank genome assembly. NCBI's taxonomy places the organism in Eukaryota, Fungi, Ascomycota, Sordariomycetes, Hypocreales, Nectriaceae.
AUGCGCUUCUUCUUGGCAAUCCUCUUUUGCGUAUCGCUUGCUACUGCGAGUUUCCUAUCCCACGGAGGAACGGGUGCAGAUCCGUCGUACAAAUCAAGCACCUAUUACUGGGAGUGUGGUAAGGAGGCCACCGGCAUGAAGAAGUUCGACUGCGAAAAACUUCUAUCUGUUCUUGGAAAGACACCGAAGCAUGGAUGGGAACCGAUCAAGAAGGGAGAGUCCCGAGAAUGGCACUGGGGCACCUGCUCUAUCACUAUCAAGGUCGGCCACGAUUCCUUCUAUCUUGUCAUGGAGGGAAAUGAGUUCUAUGAGGUUGGUCAUUGGGGAUUCAAGGCUCUCUGUGGUCCUUCGAACCAACGCACCAUGCUCAAGCCGGGUAACGAAUCUUGGACUGCUUGGAUUACAGAGCGUCACUGGGAGCCAGAACAUGCCUUUUAA